UUAUUUAAACAAGCUUUUUAACUAUUUUCAAUUUUAAAAUUUAAUAACUUUGGGAAUCUCUACAUAAAAAAAUAUUUGUGAUAUUCUUGUGAAUCUCAUUCGCUGCAACAGAUAUAAUGGCUUUACGGAAGGAAGAUCCAAAAAUCCAGCCAAACAAUGACUUGGAAAAGAAAAUAAUCGAAGCAUUCGAAGUUUUCGACCAUUCCGGCAAACAAGUGGUCGACGUGCGAGAGAUCGGCACCAUAUUGCGAUCUUUGGGGUGCUGUCCAACGGAAGCUGAAAUUCAGGAAGUGAUCCUCGCCACUGAAAAUAAGGAGGCCACCGGGAAUGUUCCCCUAACGAACUUUCUGCCCUACAUGUGCAAAGUUAUGAUCGAACAUAGGUUCUACCCAGCCAGUGCGGAGAUGCUUCUGGCUGCGUUCAGAUACUUCGACAAAGAAGGCCGUGGCUUCCUGACCAAGGAAAGAUUCACUCAGCUCAUGAUGGAGGAGGGAGAGCCAUUUACUCAGGAAGAGUUUGACGAGAUGAUACAGACGGCUCUGGAUCCAGUGACUGACACCAUCAUGUACGAGUAUUACCUCAACCAGCUCAUGAUUUCUCGAAAGGAUGUUUAUGGGACGGCUGAUGAACUAGAGAAGCAGAGAUUGCAACUAGAAGCUGAAGCGCCGAAGAAAAAACGCACUUCGGACAUUUUGCGCGAAGCAAAGCUAGCCCAAGAGGAGGAAGCUUUGGAGGAAGCUGUCGCAGCGGAAACUGUAGAAUAAAUGGUCGAAUUACCUACAGAUUCGAAGAUGAUUUUGCCGAUACAGUGGAGCCGCCGAAGUAAAUAAAAUAAAGGACUCAUUUAUAAAAUUGGUAGUUAUUUAAAAAACUUGAAAAGAUAUUAGUUGCAGAUUUUGCUUUACUCUUUUUAUGAAAUUAUAACUUUAUCUUUG
This is a messenger RNA of Plutella xylostella (diamondback moth), 935 nucleotides long. Its product is annotated as dynein regulatory complex protein 8. Gene Ontology annotation, molecular function: calcium ion binding. NCBI's taxonomy places the organism in Eukaryota, Metazoa, Arthropoda, Insecta, Lepidoptera, Plutellidae. The record is from RefSeq and is a predicted model, not a curated record.